UAUAGUUUAAGACAUGGCAGGUAUGCUUAUGCUUUAAUUGAUUUGAAUUUCAGAAAUCUAAGGUAUUUAUGCAAAGAGAAACUAGAAUGGGUUAGCAUCAGAACAGUUAGGCGAUUUCUUGAACUUUGAACUUCCACAUCAUAGUAUGAAGUUGUUUCCAAGAUAAGAAAUAGAAUAAAUUCUCUCCUAAGGACUGGUCUGAAUCUCUGAUUGCCCAGAGACUAACUCAACUGAGAUCAUGGCGUUUGAUGGUGCUUGGAAAGUUGACCGAAGUGAGAACUAUGACAAGUUCAUGGAAAAAAUGGGUAUUAAUGUGGUGAAAAGGAAGCUUGCAGCUCAUGAUAAUUUGAAGGUGACAAUUACACAAGAUGGAAACAAAUUCACAGUCAAAGAAUCAAGCAAUUUUAGAACCAUUGAAAUUGUUUUUGAACUUGGUGUCACCUUUAAUUACACCUUAGCAGAUGGAACUGAAGUCAGUGGGGCCUGGAACAUUGAGGGAAAUAAACUUGUUGGAAAAUUCAAACGGCUGGACAAUGGAAAUGAACUGAAUACUGUCCGAGAAAUUGUAGGAGGUGAAUUAGUCCAGACUUAUACAUACGAAGGAGUAGAAGCCAAGAGGAUCUUUAAAAAGGAAUGAGCAUUGUUCUUGGAGCAGGGCCAAGAAUAAAACUUGGAUGAAAGAUCUAUAUUGCAACAAAACUGUUUUGCUUUCCUCAUGAAAUAUAAGGUUACUGACUGAUUAAUCCUUUUAUAAACAUUGAUGUAUUUUCAGUCUUGCCAAAGCAAAAGAAGUAAACACUAAUUUGGAUUUAAUGUGUUUUUCAUUAUUUAAGAUAUGCACUUAUUGGCCUU
Oryctolagus cuniculus (rabbit) is the source of this 852-nucleotide messenger RNA. RefSeq names its product fatty acid binding protein 2 (gene FABP2). The record is from RefSeq and is a predicted model, not a curated record. NCBI's taxonomy places the organism in Eukaryota, Metazoa, Chordata, Mammalia, Lagomorpha, Leporidae. Gene Ontology annotation, molecular function: lipid binding.